AUGCGCGGCCGCGAGCUCCCUCUCGUCCUGCUGGCGCUGGUCCUCUGCCAGGCGCCCCGGGGGCCGGCCGCCCCGGUGCCCGCGGGCGCAGGGACCGUGCUGGACAAGAUGUACCCGCGCGGCAACCACUGGGCGGUGGGGCACUUAAUGGGGAAAAAGAGCACAGGAGAGUCCCCAUAUGUUUAUGAGGGAAGGAGCCUGCUGCAGCACCUGCAAGAGUACAUGCGGUGGGAAGAAGCUACAAGGAAUUUGCUAAGCCUCCUAGAAGCAAAGGGGACCAGAAGCCAUCAGUCAUCUCCCCCAUCUGCUUGGGAUUACCAGGAUGACAGCAGCUUUAAAAUCCUAGGUUCAAAACCUAAAGUUGGUGGACUCUCUGCUCCAGGUUCUCAACGAGAGGGAAGGAACCCCCAGCUGAACUAACCAGGACAACAGGCCUCUCUCAACGAAGCAAAGCAAAACCCUUAAGAGACUAUGUUCUACCGGCAUCAAUUCUACUGGAUCAUCAACAAGAUUUCCUUUGUGCAAAACACUUAACUAUUCUUGUAUCCUUCAACCUUAACUAAAUUCACAAUUUUCAAGCAGCAUCUUCUGUUUUGAAUUUGUUUGCUGUGGAUAACUGUCCAUAAUGAGUCUUCCAAUUAAUGCUCUUUACAUCUAUAAGCUAUUUGUCAAUUACAUUCU
Mirounga angustirostris (Northern elephant seal) is the source of this 681-nucleotide messenger RNA. It is a transcript of the gene GRP, whose product is annotated as gastrin releasing peptide. NCBI's taxonomy places the organism in Eukaryota, Metazoa, Chordata, Mammalia, Carnivora, Phocidae. The transcript has 3 exons. Gene Ontology annotation, molecular function: neuropeptide hormone activity. The coding region runs from base 1 to 420 and encodes 139 amino acids. The record is from RefSeq and is a predicted model, not a curated record. Gene Ontology annotation, biological process: neuropeptide signaling pathway.